Acanthisitta chloris (rifleman) is the source of this 787-nucleotide messenger RNA. RefSeq names its product aquaporin 9 (gene AQP9). The transcript has 5 exons. NCBI's taxonomy places the organism in Eukaryota, Metazoa, Chordata, Aves, Passeriformes, Acanthisittidae. Gene Ontology annotation, molecular function: water channel activity; urea transmembrane transporter activity; glycerol channel activity. Gene Ontology annotation, biological process: water transport; glycerol transmembrane transport. The annotation marks the transcript as partial. The record is from RefSeq and is a predicted model, not a curated record. Gene Ontology annotation, cellular component: plasma membrane; basolateral plasma membrane.
AGUUCAGCUGGAGCAGGGACGAAUACAGAACAAAUUUUGUGUGUGUUUGUAACUAGGGCACCAGAGGAAUAGAGGAAGCCAAAAUGAGCCGGAAAAGCAAAAGGAGUUUAAAGGAGAAAUUUUCCUUGAAGAACAGCUUGAUUAAAGAAGCCCUCUCAGAGUUCCUGGGAACUUUUAUACUGAUAGCACUUGGCUGUGGGUGUGUGGGACAGGCUGUCCUCAGCCGAGGAGUCCAUGGUGGGCCCAUGACAAUAUCGAUUGGAUUUGCAAUGGCAGUCACCAUAGCAGUGUAUGUGUCUGGGGGUGUUUCUGGUGGUCACAUAAACCCAGCUGUUUCAUUAGCCAUGUGCGUGACUGGAAGAUUAAAAUGGACCAAAUUACCAAUUUACAUAUUAGCACAACUCCUGGGAGCAUUUGUUGGAGCUGCGGCUGUCUUUGGGAUUUAUUAUGAUGCCUUUAUGAAGUAUAGUGAUGGAAAACUUGAAGUCACAGGACCUAAUGCAACAGCACAUAUCUUUGCAACAUAUCCAGCUCCAUAUCUGUCCCUCAUAAAUGGAUUUGCAGAUCAGGUGAUGUCAACAGCUGUUCUUCUUCUGGCUAUAUUUGCUAUUUUUGACACCAGAAAUAACGGUGUACCAAAGGGCCUGGAGCCAAUUGCAGUAGGACUUCUUAUAAUUGUUCUUACGUGCUCCUUGGGAAUGAACAGUGGCUGUGCCAUGAACCCAGCCAGGGAUCUAGGCCCAAGGCUCUUCACAGCCAUUGCAGGAUGGGGGAUGGAAGUAUUCAC